Gadus chalcogrammus (walleye pollock) is the source of this 5199-nucleotide messenger RNA. It is a transcript of the gene lrrc38b, whose product is annotated as leucine rich repeat containing 38b. The record is from RefSeq and is a predicted model, not a curated record. Gene Ontology annotation, cellular component: voltage-gated potassium channel complex. The transcript is spliced from 3 exons. The coding region runs from base 16 to 921 and encodes 301 amino acids. NCBI's taxonomy places the organism in Eukaryota, Metazoa, Chordata, Actinopteri, Gadiformes, Gadidae. Gene Ontology annotation, molecular function: transmembrane transporter binding; voltage-gated potassium channel activity; potassium channel activator activity.
UCUCCUUCCGUCGGCAUGACGCUCCUCUUCCGCCCUAUGACCAUGUCGCCAUGUGUCUGCUGGCUCCAGCUCACCCUGGCCCUCCUCCUGACCCUCGCGCCGCCCAGCCGGGGGGAGAACUGCCCCGCCACCUGCCUGUGCCCGGACCCCCACACGGUGGACUGCAGCGCCCGGGGUCUCACCCGCCUCCCCGAAGGCAUCCCGCUGGACGUGCGGCGGCUGCUGCUGUCCGACAACUGGAUCCCGCGCAUCCCCGCGGACUUCCUGGUGCUGUACUCCGACCUGGUGUACCUGGACAUGCGGAACAACACGCUGUCGCACAUCGAGGUGGGCACCCUGAGCACCUCGUCCCGCCUGGUGUUCCUGGACCUGGGCAGCAACAACCUGACGGAGAUCCCCAAGGGCACCUUCGGCGAGUCCCGCUCCCUGAUCAAGCUGCGCCUGGGGAACAACCCCUACCUGAGCGCGGUCAACGAGGACGCCUUCCUGGGCCUGACGUCCCUCCGGGAGCUGGAGCUGGAGCGCAACGCCCUGUCCACGCUGCACGUGGGCGCGCUGAGCCAGCUGCCCUCGCUGCGGCUGGUCCGGCUGGAGGGGAACCCAUGGGUGUGCAACUGUAACUUUGCCAACCUGUUCGCCUGGCUGAUGGACAACCGCCAGAAGCUGCCCAAUGGUGUGGAAGGCAUGGAGUGCUCCCUCCCCAUGGACGGCCGGCGCGUCUCCCUGACGCAGCUCUCCAACGACAGCUUCAGGGAGUGCCAGGUCACCCUCACCCUGACCGACCUCCUCAUCAUCAUCUUCUCGGGGAUCUCCGUGUCAGUGGUGGCCAUAAUGACCAGCUUCUUCCUGGCCUCCACCGUGCACUGCUUCCAGCGCUGGAGCAAGGGAAGCAAGGGGGACGAGGAGGAGAGCGAGGAAUAGGACCAGGAGACUCUCUCUGAGCUCUGACCCGGCCUGGGCCGGUCUCUCUGCUUGGCUUUGAGAGGGUGACUCAGACAGGGGGCUCGGAUACAGCCACUGUCCCCCCCCCCCCCCCCGUGGGGACCCUCGGAGGAGGAGGAAUUACCGGGAAGGGGGUUGUGGAGGUUGGGACGCUUUGAAAACAUAGAAAAACUGACCACAAUGAAAAGACAAAUGGCAUUCCCAAGAAACGUGUGUAAGUCCCGAGACUUGAGUUCACACGUGACACAUGCACACAGUAAUGGAGUUCAUAAUAUGGUCUGCCAGAACCCAUAGGCCGGCCUACAGACUAGCUCUUGGACAGAAGCAGCAGUAUACACGAUGAGUAUGUUUGUGAGUACAGAAAGCACCAACUAUAAAACCAAGCUACAGUGAUGUGGAGGAGUUCUAGACGAGCCAAUAGUUCACCAACAUCUAGUCAAAAUAGUCAUCCACUUUCAGAUUCUGAAAUGUUCAAAGUGGAUCUCACUCAAGUGCGACCUGUUGAAUGACCGGAGUUGCUCAGGUCCUUGGAUGUCUUUAGGGCUUUACAAAAAUAGAAUUAAGUAAUCUUGUAUAUGACAGAAAGUUUGAUAUUCUAAAAAAAAAGGAUGUGAUAUUAACCAACGUCCACAGCAUUAGACUGCCUAAACAUGUUGAUCCGGCACAGCAUAUCGUUUUCAAUGUCUGGACAGCCUCAUUCAAUCGCAUUCAGAAAUGGAAAACCACUAGCUGGAACUGGUUUAGACCGUUGAGAGUUAGGGAAAAUAAUAACCAUGAAAUGAGUAGUAACAUUUUGUGUGUCUGGUAUUCAGAUAGGGUAUUCACAUUAAAAGUAUAUUUGUCCUAUAUUCAAACAUUUGUACACCAAAUAAAAAAAUGUAGACACCAAAUGAAACCCAUAAGAUAUACACAUCUAAAACUUCCAGAGGACAUGUGUUCCUUAGAUUGAUAACUGUGAUCGGUGUUAAACUAUAUUCAUUCACUAUCUAUUCUUGUGAUUAAUAUAGAAAACCUAGUAUUGGCAUGAAGUCCAUGCAGAACCAAUGUGGCAAACAAUGCACUUUGUGUUGAAAGUGGAACUUGGUCACAGCACGCCCCUAAUUACUGUUGUGUUGCUAAAGGCAAAGUCUGAAGGAGAGUUAUUGUGUUCAUGAGGAAGCAUGUUGUACAUCAUACUGGAGACGAGCAAAUUCACCUGUUCUAUGUUCUCCCAAUAUCUGAUAUUGUAGCUGACAUUACAAAUACAGAUGUUUUAUUAGAGCUCAGAUAUGGCGUUUAUUUUGAUUAUCUUUUUGUUUUCUUCUAGAACAGAUAUCUUAUAAACAAAAUUUAGAGAUAAACAAAAAACAACAUAAAAAGUAUUGGGUUUGUGGCAAGAUUAUUUUUAAAACAGAUCUUCCAAUGCCUUGCAGAGUCUGUCAUUCUCUGUUUGAAACUCCCCUGUUUGUUGCCUCUAGAAUCAUUAACAUUCACAAUGAUUUUAUAUUUAAGUAUGCCAGCACACCACGAUGAAUGCAUUUUUUCACCCCUUAUUCAUAAAUCUUUCUUGCAUGUUCGGGAAAUGCUUCAUUAUCAUUUGGAAAGCAUAAAACUGGAUGCCCUGAUUUAUUUUUCUCUCCCCUGCUUCUCAAAGAACCGCUAUAUUGCUGUGGUUCAUGCCGUUAUUGUGAGGCAUGAAUAAUUCAGCCAAUGUGAGAUAUGGAGCAGAAGGAAUGUCAAGCCCUUAAUACAAGCGGGCCUGGGCACCGAGCAGGGGCAGCUGGGGGAUGUAGUUCACUGUUGUAGUCAUUUCUUCAAAAAACGCGUACAAAAACCCAAUAUUUCUGUUUCAUUACAGUUCUCAUAAAAUAGUAUGUCCAUCAUCAUGCGUUUUUCAUUUCAACAUCCUUUCGACCUAGCAACACACAAUGACUAGAAUUGAUACUUUAAAUUCAAAGCAACAACAUUUUACAUUGGGCAGAUUUGGACCCAUUUAUUGGACUAACGACCACAAUGUCCUCCAAUAUCACCUGGUAGUGGUAAAUAAAGUGAAUGAGUUGUUGAUGUAUUGCAUCACUUGACUUAAGCGUUCUACAGAAAAGGCAAAACCCGGUGUAGGAAUUUCCCUUGAAUAAUUUAAUAGUAUACAUUUUUUUGUUAAAAGUCCUGGAGAAUAUUAAUACAAACAUAUUACAUCCAUUGUUCAAACUCCUUCAGGCUAUCACUCAUUCAGUCUAUCAUUUACCUUGCACUUAAUUUAGCAGUAAAUGCAUACAUUUGGUUAUGCUAGCAUGCAUUUUACAUUUACGUUUCAAUUACGAAUGGUGGUUGAGUUAGUUUUUAUAAAAAAAUAUUUUUAACUACUGUGUAGUUGUUCAACAAAAGGCAUCUAACUUAACUACUAUAUUUAAACAUAUUAGCACGCCACAUUUCUUUAUUCAUUGUAUUAGGUAACACAUAUCCACACAUAGCAUGUGAUUGUGAGAUUACCAUUUACAAUGCAGAUUUAUUGCAGUCUAUUUUUCUAUUUAAACCUUUGAAGUUGUUUAUUUACCAAUUCAGUCCAGAAGCUUCUAUUGAUAAGUGAAAUCCCAGCGUGGAACAUUUCAACAUUUGAGUUUUUAAAAAGCUUGUUAUACAUCCAGGAUUAUAUUUUUCUCAGAGUAGAGAUGUCAGGAUAACACAGAUGACAGGAAAGUAGAGAAACUGAGAUUUGGAUCGGGUGUUUACGUUAUCCAGGGCAAUGCAAGAACAAACAAACCUUUCCAGCAGAAUUAAUAUGUAUCAGUACCUGUAUCAGUGUCGGUUUAAAGAAUAAAACACAUGAACUCCUGUUUAACUCUUCUGUACUUUUUAAGUAGAUAUGCAAAGGGCUCAUGAGAACAUAAAAGCAGUGAGCAAAACAAAGUAUUAAUUUGAAUGACUACAAGGAUUACCUUUUUCAUGCAACUCUCUAAAUAUAAUUCAGUUGUGCCGCAGCUGUCAAAGAAGAUAACUGAAUGUUCUGCACUGUCUAGCAUCUGACAUAUACAAUAAAACGCUCUGGAAAAACCGUAGCAUGAUUCACUGACCUCUCUCGGUGGUCUGAAAGGUAAGGAGAAUAAUUACAAAUCAUCCUGACCAAGAACUAUUGCUGGAAUAGCAAAACAUAGCUACCCCGUUACAGUGAAGCACAGCCCUGAUACUCCCUCGUGUUCUGUGGCGCUAGAGGCAGAAGUGGAGGGUUUGUGGUUCGAGAUGAUGUGGUGCAUAGACACCAACCACAAGUAGGUCGGUGUACCAUUGCUUGUCACCCCCUUAGUGGCUCUGGAUUUGAGUGUCUGAAUAGUAAUGGUAUGGUCUUGGUUUCAUGAGGUCCACUUAAGGCUUCAUGUUUCUGGUAACUUUAAGACCAGCUUUUCUCAAAUACUUUCUUAUGCUGGGUAGGCUACACACUAAAGGGUAAUUAGCCAGAUGAUUUGACCCAGAUUAUUUGACCCAAGACAAGUUUUUGAAUGCGUGAUUGCAGUUGGAAUUGGCAAGAGUUUGGGAUUUGAGAAUCAGGAGCAGGUUUUCUGGGGAUGGGAUCGUUCAGUGUGUGGUGUGCUGCCACACACUGAACGACAUAAACAGUUAAAUGUAUCUCCAUAUCAUUGAGUGGCCGCUCAGGUUUUUUUAAAUUUUAAAAAUCAUCUAGUGUGAGCCAGGCAAAAAUUUACUGGGUAUUAGGCAGACAAUCUGCUAAAUUUGAACAGGCUGACUCUUUUUUUUUGCACAGAUCUACAUUAAACAUUAAACAGCAACAUAAGACAGUACAAUCUAUUAUAAACGUUAGCUUGUUUUAAGGUGUUAAUAACCUACAUGGAACAUUGUUCUUCGAGAACAGCAUCAAGCACUGAGCGGGCAUAAUAACAAUAAUGUCUCUGUGUUCAGAUUAACUUUAGCCAUUACUUUAGCCUUACUUUGGUCAUUUUUGAAACCUCAGCCAUCAUCACUUCCUGCCUCUGUGACUCAAACGCCCUCUACUGGUGGGGAGGCCACUUUAAAAACAAAAAUACUGGGCAUCAUAUCCAGCACAGUCUUUACAAGGACAUUAUCCUGGUAUCAGAAACUGCUUCUCUAUGGAUUAAUCAUCCUUUGUAUAACUCUACAGACCCCUUAAGACGAUGUGUUUUUCGUUCAUAGCUUUUCCUCAUUUGACCCACGAGCCAGUAACCACACAGACGGGGUGACAAAGCACACACAUGUGGGACGUUACCGAACCACUACGCCUCAUAGCGGUGGCGGCGGCGAAGGAAG